Messenger RNA from Rhinocladiella mackenziei CBS 650.93, 762 nucleotides. RefSeq lists its product as uncharacterized. Bases 1 to 762 code for a protein of 253 amino acids. The record is from RefSeq and is a predicted model, not a curated record. Gene Ontology annotation, molecular function: oxidoreductase activity. Lineage: Eukaryota; Fungi; Ascomycota; Eurotiomycetes; Chaetothyriales; Herpotrichiellaceae. The transcript is spliced from 2 exons.
AUGUGGGGCUUCGGCACCCAAUGGGCACUCGUCAAGUCCUAUGGCAUCCCGGGCGGUACGAAGCUGUUGGUGCAGACCCGUCAAUUGACCGAUGAAGCCACGGUCGGCAAACAGGCAGAAGACACUGGCGUCUUCAUGGGCGAGAUUCUCGUCUCAGGCAUCGACUCGGACAGAGGAAUGCAGGCUCUUGCAAAGAUGAAUUGGCUUCAUCGCCGAUAUGGUACCAAGAUCACAAACGGCGACAUGAUACAUACUCUGGCGUUGUUUGUUCUGGAGCCUCAGAGAUGGAUCGAUGCGUAUGAAUGGCGACGAUUGACCCAAUUGGAGAAGGAUGCUGCGUUCGCGUACUGGAGGGAGAUAGGGAAUCGAAUGGGUAUGAAGGACAUUCCAGAUACUCUCGAGGAUCUGAAGGUAUGGACCGCCGCCUAUGAAAAAUGGCACAUGUACUACAGCCACGACAAUCGCCUCUGUGCAGAAACCACGAUAAACCUCUUUCUGCGAGAUACACCUCGACCGCUGCGUGGCGUUAUGAGGAAAGUUUUUGUCGCAUUUGUCGAACCGCACGUCCGAGAGACACUCGGCGUCGAGAACCCUCCCACCUGGGCGGAGUAUUUGAUUCUCGGGAUCUUCAAGUCCCGCGCGUUCCCGAUUCGGCAUUUUUAUCUGCCGCGGUAUCAAUGUCCGUUUGACGUGGAGCGAAGUGCGAAUGGUCGAUUGCACCGCAAGAAAUAUCUCUUCGAACCAUGGAGAUCGACGCUUUGA